Molecule: messenger RNA, 1182 nt
Organism: Salvia hispanica
Lineage: Eukaryota; Viridiplantae; Streptophyta; Magnoliopsida; Lamiales; Lamiaceae
Product: 2-C-methyl-D-erythritol 4-phosphate cytidylyltransferase, chloroplastic
Biological process (GO): isoprenoid biosynthetic process
Molecular function (GO): 2-C-methyl-D-erythritol 4-phosphate cytidylyltransferase activity
Source: RefSeq, a predicted model, not a curated record
UUGUACGAUUGAAUAAGAAUUGGUGUGUGUGAAACUUCAUUAUUUCAUUCUUCUCUUCUUUCAGUCAAGAAGAGAUUUUCUGAACAAGAAAGAUGUCGUCAACACUUCAAUUUGGAAGCAUCCCAUCCUUUACAAUGUCUCUCACUGCUUCCCCUUCUUCUAUCCCGCUUAGUUCCGGUGCAACUUUGGUGUUCACCUCUAAAUUCCGCCCCUCAUUUGCUUUGACCUCCGAUUCUGAUAGCAGAGACGUCGGGUCCUUGAAGAGCCCUAAAUUCUCCACAAUCAGUUGCUCUGCGGGGGGCUCAGAUACAGAUGUAGUGGUCAAAGAGAAAAGUGUCUCUGUUGUUCUGCUUGCAGGAGGAAAGGGCAAAAGAAUGGGUGCAAGCAUGCCUAAGCAGUAUCUUCCACUUCUUGGCCAACCGAUAGCUUUAUACAGUUUCUACACUUUCUCAAGGAUGCCUGAGGUGAAGGAAAUUGUUGUUGUAUGCGAUCCUUCGUAUCGAGACAUUUUUGAAGAUGCCAGAGACGAUAUUCACAUUGACUUGAAAUUUGCGUUGCCUGGGAAAGAGAGGCAAGAUUCUGUAUACAGUGGAUUAGAGGCAAUUGAUGUAAAUUCUGAGCUAGUCUGCAUACAUGAUUCUGCAAGACCUCUCGUGGAAACUCCAGAUGUCGCAAAGGUUCUGAAGGAUGGCAAGCGAAUUGGGGCAGCUGUGCUAGGUGUUCCUGCUAAGGCUACAAUCAAGGAGGCUAAUGCCGAGUCUUUUGUGGUUAAAACACUGGACCGGAAGACCCUCUGGGAAAUGCAAACCCCACAGGUUAUCAAGCCGGACUUGCUUAGGAAGGGUUUCGAGCUUGUAAAUAGAGAAGGACUUGAAGUUACCGAUGACGUCUCUAUAGUGGAGCACCUCAAACAUCCAGUGUACAUUACUGAAGGAUCUUACACCAACAUCAAGGUUACGACCCCAGACGAUUUAUUGCUUGCUGAGAGAAUAUUGAACCCUGAAGAUUAAGAUUCUUACGAUGGUUCCUUACUUCUUUGGAAGUUAAACGAUUUUUUGCUACGUCCAUGGACAUUGGGACUUCCGAAUUUUCAUUUAAAUCUGUUUCAGUGGUGAAGUACGAGUGUACACAAUCGUACCCCCAAAAUAAAGCAUAAUAAUAUGAUGAGAUUUUUUUGUGGUA